Messenger RNA from Exophiala xenobiotica, 1689 nucleotides. RefSeq lists its product as uncharacterized. The coding region runs from base 269 to 1393 and encodes 374 amino acids. Lineage: Eukaryota; Fungi; Ascomycota; Eurotiomycetes; Chaetothyriales; Herpotrichiellaceae. The record is from RefSeq and is a predicted model, not a curated record. The transcript has a single exon.
AUCUCUGCCAGCCUCCAACAAAGUGACCAGCCAACACAACCACUCUGCGAAAUUUCUGCCUGCUGUCAAACGUGAGUCUUUCUUCUACUCAAAUCUGCUCAGUCCUCUGACAAUUGUCAAAACCUCCCUGUGCAGCAAAGAAGCUCGAGCCAACCACGCUACGACCAUAUUGUGUCCUUACACUUCUCAAUCCCAUCCGUGCACUGAGCAAUUCACUCGGAUUGAUCGAAGCACCAGACUAAGGAGCAUUGUGCUCCUCUUUGCCUCCAUGGCACCAGUCUCCUCUUUGAACAAGUACCUCGACUUCGAUGACCUCAAGUAUUCCUCCCUCGAACUCGAUGCUCGGUCUCCUGAGGAAUUGGCAAGAACCUCUUUGAACAGACGCAAUGUGAUUGACAAUCCUUUCAUUCCGCGGAACGAUGACUCCAACCCUAUCCUCUCUCCUAUGGAGAGCUUCAAAGUCCUUACAGCAAGAGACGCAAAGUCAACAGACAAAUUCAACCCAGGGCAAGGCUCAGUGGAUCCAGAAGACAUCAACAUGAAAGGCCUCCAGGCAUUGUUUGCCAUCAUUGGAGUUUCGUUCGUCCUCGGUGCAAUCUGGUUCUUCUUUUGGGCCAAGAAUGGCGGCUUUAAAUGGCGCAAGGGCGACUGGGAAGAGUACAAAUCCACUGUCCUGCGACGCAAAGGUCCCAAUGGCACCACCCUCAGUAACGCCACAAAGAGCACGAUCCUCGGUGGUGGAAGCGUUGUUGGAGACGGCUAUUCGGACAAGGACACUGCCACUAAUACCGACGCAAUGACUGAGACCAUGACGGACCUAUCCUCUGAAGCACCCAUCCUCAAGGAGAAGCCGUCCAAGAAGAAUAAAGCCACCAAAGAGACGGCCAAAGAACGGAAGCUCCGCCAAAUCAACGAGGCAAGCUGGGAAGGAGGUCAUGACAACGACGUCCGGAAUUAUCGACACGAGAAGCCUGCACGGGUCGGCGGCCUCAACAAGGACUCUGACGCUCAGUUCUACGGUACCGAUUAUACGGCGACAGAGCGCAGCGCGAGCGACAUGAACAGCAACUACAGUUACACUUCACCUCAGGGUCCCCAAUCUCGCCAGUCCAGCCCCGACAAGCGCCAGAGCCGUCGCGACUUCUCGUACGGACAAGAAAAUGCAUUCAGCGCUGCCCCUUCUGUUCCUCGUCCAGCACGAUAUCAUUCACCUAACAAGAACGCCAGUCCACAGCGACCCAUUCGAACUGUGCCCGGCUCCUUCACCCAGCCUUUGGACUUUGACGUGCAGAGUCAACAUACAAAAACCUACCACCAUCACAUUCCAGGGCUAGGUGGGCAGGGAAAGGCAGGUGGAUAUCGACGGGACAGAGGGGAUAGUCUCGACGACUAGAUCAUCUUGGUUGAGUGAGUCGACUUGCAAGCUUGAGCGGAUGCAGAACCAAACACACGAAAUGGACGUGAAAGUGACGACCAAAUUGUAUAUCACUAUUAAGCGCAUCAAACAGACAUGGCGUGAGGGCGUACAGGUUAUGGACGGGAACUGGGAAUAACCAGUGAUGAAUCUGUCUGGCUUGCCUCCCUACGGGAAAAAGGGAAAAGGAAGAGAUCCUCGGGAAUAGAAUAGCUCGAAAGGCAUGGGCCAAAGCAUGCUUUGCAAGUAGACAAUGAUCAGUAUUGAAGGCUUGA